AUGUCUCUCCCUAAGCGACCGAGGAGUACAACGCCGCCAUCCCUAGACAAUCUUGAACACAUCAAAGUUCGUUCCACGAGUUCUGAAGCUCACACGCCUUGCUCUACAGUGGUCUCUUCCAAUUCAGCGCCGAGCAAGCCGCCAAUCUACAACCCAGCAGCUCUGCUCAACCCCAGGGGCAUGACCGCCACUGCAACACGACGCCCACAUGUCCAGCUGACCACCAAUAAGAAAGGCGACGAAGCCACGGACGAUGAUGUCGUUUUCCAGUUCUCUACAACAAGCAAUGGUUGGAGUUCGGACGCCAUUGCUCAGAACGGGCCCGUAGAGCACGAAGAGCGCGAUGCUCCAAUAGCGAAUGGCAGUGGAAUGGGGGCGCUGCUAGAUCGGAAGUUCAACCUCCAAGAGAGAAGCUCUGUCCCCGAACCCAAACGUCGCAAGAUCCACGAUGAUUCCGACGACGCAUCCGACCACAAGAAUACCUUCCGGACUGGGGGCGGCAGCGGCAUUCUUGGCGACCACCUGAAUCAGGAACGUGCCAAUGGCAAGUCGGUACCCUCUUUGAGUCGCCAGGUGACUGUCGACCUUACUGAAGGAGCCGAGGAUGAAGACGUUGUCGUAAUAGAGAAGCCGAAAGAUGAGGAGAUCUGCAUAGGCAUGCUCGAGGAUGCAACGGUUAACUGCCACAAGCUCCCUGCGCCCAAGCCUGGCACCGUGGCACUUGGCGGAAACAACUUCUGGCCGAUCGUCAAGGUACUGAUCAAGAGAUCAGUCAAUGACAAGACACAUACCGUCUCUGUGGCUGAUUACACACGUGAAGUGGUGGGAAACUUGGACCCGCGCACUUCGAGAGCCUUGGCUAUGCUGUUGGAUUAUCAAAAUCUGAAUCUGCGAACGGAUGCCAGGCUACCGACGCGGCGAAGACUGCCGGAUGAAAGCACGCCAGGCCAGCCAAUAUCGCGAUCGUUCAAGGUCGAGCUCAUGCUCUACGUUCCGAUUAAGUAUGCGAGAGCGGUAGGACGGACUUUGACGCAACAUGGUCUCAAACUGAUCAGCCCCACCAAAGUCGAUGCUGGUGUGAGGUUUUUAAACCCCCAUGCCAAAGACCGCAAUCAGUUCCAGCCUAGACCCAAGAUCACGUACGAGCCGGGGAUGUACUCGUCGGCCCCGACGGUCAUGCGCACAGUGGAAGAAAUGAGGUCCGACAUUAUGGGGAUUUUUGAUUCGAUGGCCAAGACGGAUGAGCUCCCAGAGCUUGACCCGGAUGAUAGUAUCACGACCGAACUGCUCAAGCACCAGAAGCAAGGCCUCUAUUUCAUGGUCAACCGGGAGAAGCCGUUGGCCGACCAGGUCAACACCAAGCUCUCGAGCUCGAUUUGGCAAAAGAAGCAAGGCAACAACCAUCAAACCCACUGGUACAAUGUCAUCACGGGGCAUUCGGAACGCGAGCCUCCUCCCGAGACACUGGGCGGAAUACUGGCUGACAUGAUGGGGCUCGGAAAGACGCUGAGCAUUCUAUCUCUCAUUACCAUUACGCGCAAUGAGGCGGAGGAGUGGAGUGCGCUUCCUCCCGUACAACCUCGACUCCCUGAACAGAAGAAGAAGCCGAACGGUUCAGCAAGCUUUGAGAUACCCACAAGGCAGCUGGACUUGACGACGCUUGCGCGGAAUGGGAAGGCAACCUUGCUGGUCUGUCCUCUUAGCACCGUGACCAACUGGGAGGAACAGAUCAAGCAACACGUCAAGCCGGAUGCUCUGAAUUACCAUGUGUACCACGGGCAAAACCGGAUCAAAGAUGCCGAGCAGCUUUCUCAAUUUGACUUGGUCAUCACGACCUAUGGCUCGGUCUCCAGCGAGCUGAGCGGACGCAAUAAGCGGAAAGGGGGGAAAUAUCCUCUCGAAGAGGUCGGCUGGUUCCGGGUUGUGCUUGACGAGGCACACAUGAUACGAGAGAACUCGACCCUGCAAUUCAAGGCAAUUUGCCGCCUUCAAGCCUGUCGUCGCUGGGCCGUCACUGGAACCCCGGUGCAGAACCGCCUUGACGACUUGGGAUCCCUUCUUGCCUUCUUGCGGUUCAAGCCGUUUGAUGAUCGAGCCAAAUUCACACAGUACAUCGUAACCCCGUUCAAGGUGUGCGAUCCAGAGGUCCUGGCAAAGCUGCGCGUUCUCGUCGACACCAUCACUCUUCGGCGCCUCAAGGACAAGAUCAACCUCCCUCCUCGAGAAGACCUGCUCAUCAAACUGGCCUUUUCCGAGAGUGAACAGCGCAUAUAUAACCUCUUUGCCAAAAAUGCACAGGAGCGCUUCCAGGUGCUGACGGGCCAUCAGGAGAAAGUGCUCGGUGGCAAAACGUACAUCCACAUCUUACAGAGCAUCUUGCGUUUGCGACUCAUCUGUGCACACGGAAAAGAUCUCUUGUCGGAGGAAGACCUAGAUAAUAUCAAAGGCUUCUCCCAAGACUCGGCAAUCACACUCGACAGCGAUGACGAGGAGGAGGAUAAGCCGGCGCUGCCCGAAGCCAAAGCGUACAAGAUGUUUGACCUGAUGAAAGACACCAACAGCGACAACUGCAUUUUUUGCAACCGCAAGCUUGGUGCACGCGACGAUUCGGAUGUCGAUUCUGAGCGCCAGGAGCCCGUUCUCGGAUACAUGACACCGUGCUAUCACAUCUAUUGCCCCGACUGUAUUGGCAAUUUCGAAGAUCCGGUGCUCAACCUCGACUACCGGAGCAACAAGUACGGCACAUGUCCCGUGUGCGACCAACACGUCAAGUUCCUCUGCGCCGAGCUACGCCAGGAUCAAGCGGAUAUGGAACACGAGUCUCACUCCAAGAGAAAGACGGAGCGAGGGGGCAAGUCUGUCAAUAUCGAGAACUACACUGGUCCCCACACCAAGACCCGGCAUCUGCUUGAGGAGCUCCUGGCUUCCAAGGCGGAGAGCGAUCAGAACCCGGAGGAGCCUCCCAUCAAAUCGGUAGUUUUCUCUGGUUGGACAUCUCAUCUUGAUCUGAUACAGCUCGCGCUCCAGAACGCUGGCAUAACCUACGUACGUCUGGACGGCAAGAUGGCGAGAAUGGCGCGGACACAAUCCAUGGACAGCUUCCGCGAGGACCCCAAUGUCCAGGUGAUUCUCGUCUCCAUCAUGGCAGGUGGACUGGGUCUCAACCUGACCGCAGGUAGCAACGUCUACGUGAUGGAACCCCAGUACAACCCCGCUGCGGAGGCGCAGGCUGUCGACCGAGUGCAUCGCCUGGGCCAGAAGCGACCUGUGCGCAUUGUGCGGUACAUCAUGAGCAACAGCUUCGAGGAGAAAAUGCUGCUGCUGCAGGAGAAGAAGAUCAAGCUUGCCAACCUGUCCAUGAACCGCUCAGACAGGCCUCUGGAUAGGGCCGAGACUGCCAGGCAGCGACUGGAGGACCUUAGAAGCUUGUUUCGUUAG
This is a messenger RNA of Thyridium curvatum, 3438 nucleotides long. RefSeq lists its product as uncharacterized. Gene Ontology annotation, molecular function: ATP binding; ATP-dependent chromatin remodeler activity. Lineage: Eukaryota; Fungi; Ascomycota; Sordariomycetes; Thyridiales; Thyridiaceae. The transcript is spliced from 2 exons. The coding region runs from base 1 to 3438 and encodes 1145 amino acids. The record is from RefSeq and is a predicted model, not a curated record.